Molecule: messenger RNA, 783 nt
Organism: Aspergillus affinis
Lineage: Eukaryota; Fungi; Ascomycota; Eurotiomycetes; Eurotiales; Aspergillaceae
Exons: 3
Coding region: 1-783 (260 amino acids)
Source: RefSeq, a predicted model, not a curated record
AUGUCCACCCCCGCCACAAAUAACAAGACAAAUAAUGUCGCACUUGUGUUCGGCGCAAGCGGGAUCUCCGGCUGGGCCGUCGCCAAAAACCUUCUCUCCUAUCUGGACUCCACGAACUUUGCGGGGGAAUCUGGAGCAGCAAAUUCAAAUGCCACUGCAUAUAAAGAAAAUGUGAUGGAUAUCAAGGCGAUUAAUGUCCGUAUGACAUAUAAUGCUGUGCAUGCGGUGGAUAAGCUUUGCUCGGGCUUGAAGUUUUUCGUCUUGCGGACAGGAACGAAUGAGCUGAAGUUUCCUUUCCCAGCACCUUCAGAAAUUAUACCUACACAUCCACCGACUCCUCCCAGAGCGCUCAGCAAAGCUAAAAUCUACCUAUCAGUCGUAACCCCAGAGUCUGCAAACAAACAAGCUUUCAACGUCGCAGGCACGUCUGAUCCCGGGUCUUGGUCGCGCAAGUGGCCGAUUCUGGCAGAAUACUUCGGUCUCAAGGGAACUGCACCUCAGGAAGACGCUUGGAGCGAGCUUGAGAUCUGGUGGACCGGGCAUCAAACCGAUUAUCUCGCUAUGUGUCACGAGUACGGACUAUGUGCGCGUAGGAUUCCACCCGAAUGCUGGGCCCUCGUGAAAGCGGGUUUCACGUUACUGGAUAGGAACAGGGAGAUGAGUCUCGAUAAAAUCCGUGGGGUCGGGUUCACUGAGAAACUGGCGGUCGGCGAGGGCCAUUGUGUGGUUUUUGAUCGGUUGAAAGAAACCAGGUUUAUUCCAGCAUUCUCUUCGUUUAUCUAA